AUGAUGCAGCACCACCACCAGCUGGACCAGUGGCUCGCCGGCGGCGGCGUUGGCGGCGUGCUCCGGCCAACCAAGUCCGCACACUUCUCCCCUGUCAAGCCGGUGGCGGUGUACAUGCUGCGGACGCACUCUGACUCCUUCCACGUCGCCCACAAGGUCCCCGUCGGUGAUACCCCCUACGUCUGCGCCAAGCGCGUCCAGGACCCGGAGAAGGCGAUUGCGCUAUUCUGGGGCGCCAUCAACGUGGGCGACCGCGUGGACAGCGUACUCAAGGACAUGUCCAUUAUGAUGAAGCAGCAGAACCACGCCGGGGAGGCCAUUGAGGCCAUCAAGUCGCUCCGCGUCCGCUGCUCCAACCAGGCGCAGGAGUCGCUCGACAAGCUGCAGGCCUCCCUCCCUCCCUCCCUCCCUGAUGGCUCCAGGAACCCUAGAUGGCCAUGGCACUGUCCUCCCAUCUCAUCUCCCUUGGUGGUGAAGCAGAGCAGCCUCAUCCUCUUCAUGCUGGCUCAACUGCCUUUGAUUCUUCCUAUUUGCUUCCUUGCCUUCCAGAUGCGGCAGCUCAAGGGCGAGGUCGACAUCUUCUCCAGGGCCGACGGGUCGGCGCUGUUCGAGAUGGGCAACACCAGGAUAUGA
This is a messenger RNA of Triticum turgidum subsp. durum (durum wheat), 633 nucleotides long. The record is from the annotation of a GenBank genome assembly. NCBI's taxonomy places the organism in Eukaryota, Viridiplantae, Streptophyta, Magnoliopsida, Poales, Poaceae.